Messenger RNA from Neoarius graeffei (lesser salmon catfish), 942 nucleotides. RefSeq names its product eosinophil peroxidase-like. Bases 1 to 942 code for a protein of 313 amino acids. Gene Ontology annotation, biological process: response to oxidative stress. Gene Ontology annotation, molecular function: peroxidase activity; heme binding. The transcript has 5 exons. The record is from RefSeq and is a predicted model, not a curated record. NCBI's taxonomy places the organism in Eukaryota, Metazoa, Chordata, Actinopteri, Siluriformes, Ariidae.
AUGUUAAAGAACAGGGCUCACUUGGAAUGUUUUGGCUGUGUCUUACAGAUCAUAGUGUAUAGGGAUUAUCUUAAAUACAUCGUUGGGACAAGUGCCAUGCAGAACUUGCUCGAUAGGUAUCCUGGCUACAACUCCAACGUUGAUCCGUCCAUUGCUAACGUUUUCGCCACCGCUGCUUACCGUUUCGCCCACGUCACUGUCCAGCCCUUCAUCUUCCGUUUGGACAAAAAUUUCAAGGAAUCUCAGCAGUUCCCCAGCAUCCCUGUCCAUACGGCCUUCUUCACACCGUGGAGAAUUAUAUUUGAAGGUGGGAUUGAUCCUUUGAUCCGGGGGGUGAUUAGUAGUCCGGCUAAGCUGAACAAGCAGGACAGCAUGAUGGUGAACUCGCUGAGAGAAAAACUGUUCAUCUUUAGCAGCAAAAUCGCCCAGGAUCUGGCUUCCCUCAACCUGCAGAGAGGCCGAGACCACGGCCUACCAGGCUAUAAUGCAUGGCGGAGGUUUUGUGGCCUGUCCGAACCGAAAAAUGUCACUGAAUUGGAAUCUGUGCUGAGUAACACAGAUCUGGCACAUAAACUCAUCGAGCUCUACGGCUCUCCUGAUAACAUCGACCUCUGGGCAGGAGGCCUUGCUGAACCGUUCGUCCCUGGAGGUCGAGUUGGGCCGGUGUUCUCCUGUAUCAUUGCCACCCAGUUCCAGAAGAUCCGCCAAGGAGACAGGCUCUGGUGGGAGAACACUGGUGUUUUCACUCCAGCACAGAGAGCCUCACUGUCCAAAAUGUCUCUGUCUCGCAUCAUCUGUGACAACACAGGCAUCACUAAAGUUCCAAGGAACCCUUUCGUCUUAAGCUACAACAAAGCAAAAUUUGUCAACUGCAGAAACAUCCCAGGAGUUACCCUCGCUCCUUGGAAGGACUUGACGAAGGGAGAGGCCAGCAAGGACUGA